AUGCCGCGAACUGGAAAUUGCGUCCAAAGCUGUCAAUAUUUCCAGGUUUUCCAUGGACUCAAAACUUCGAUUUUCCUCGUUGUAGCUGUGUUUUUUUCUUCGACAUCAAUUCGAGGUCCAAAAAAAGAAAGUUUCUUGUUAAUUUACAGCGGACCUCGAAAAAUUAACACAGCUACAACGCGGAAAAUCGAAGUUUCGUCUUUGGACGCAAUUUCCAGUUCCUGGAGGCUACUUUGA
Molecule: messenger RNA, 237 nt
Organism: Caenorhabditis briggsae
Lineage: Eukaryota; Metazoa; Nematoda; Chromadorea; Rhabditida; Rhabditidae
Exons: 3
Coding region: 1-237 (78 amino acids)
Source: RefSeq, a predicted model, not a curated record